Messenger RNA from Actinia tenebrosa (Australian red waratah sea anemone), 1845 nucleotides. RefSeq names its product neural cell adhesion molecule 2. NCBI's taxonomy places the organism in Eukaryota, Metazoa, Cnidaria, Anthozoa, Actiniaria, Actiniidae. Gene Ontology annotation, molecular function: protein binding. The record is from RefSeq and is a predicted model, not a curated record.
UGCCCAGUCAUCUUAUGACAACUUACCACAUUAUUGAGGGACAGUAUUUAAAGAUUAACUGCACAGCUAUUGGUCCGCCAACGCCAAACAUCACGUGGGUGUAUAUCACAGAUGGUAGUGUUGAUAUCAUGAGACAAGGAUCAGGAAGUGCUGUACUGCAUAUAGAUAACAUCAAACGAUACCAUGCAGGAGUAUAUGAGUGCCAGGCUAAAAACAUCCCAAACGAGGAUCCAACCACAACAAGGACAAGUGUAACAGUCUACUAUCCACCAGAAAUCACUCAUCUUAGUAAUGAUAAGAUUAUUGAUGAAGGUAGCUUGAUUGAAUUAAAUUGCUUGGCAUCUGGAUAUCCUCUACCAAAUAUCAUUUGGUCAAAAGGAAGCUUCUUGCAAUAUGGUAGUAACUUGAGAAUUCCUAGAGCAAUAAGAAGUGAUGCUGGCAAUUUUACUUGUACAGCAAAUAAUUCUUUUGGGACUAGCGAACACCUGGUUAAGGCACAUAUUUACGUAACAGUGAGAUAUAAACCAUCCAUAGUGCAAUGGACAAAAGACCAGAUCGUCAACGAAACAGACCCUCUUCAUCUGACGUGUAAAGCAGAUGGUAAUCCAACACCAAACUUCACAUGGACCAAGUCACAAGGAUCCAUGACGCUCAACACUACAGGGAAUGAGUACCGUAUUCAUUCAGUCAAUAGAUCUGAUGCAGGGACAUACACGUGUACAGCUCAUAAUGAAAUAGGAAGUGCUGGAAAAAAAAUCAAUGUUGUAGUGCAAUACAAGCCAUCUAUAUUCAAACACCUGUCUUCCACGGAUCUUAGUUCCUGGAGUGGCAGACAGGCAAUCAUCAAGUGCACUUUUGAUGGACUACCCACACCAGUUAUCACGUGGUAUAAGCCCAAUGAUCGGCAAACUGGCGCCAAAACUAUUGCUAACAGUAGUCAAAUAAUGGUCAUAACAACAAAUGAUGCCAACUAUGGAUCAUACAAAUGCAAAGCCACAAACAUCGCUGGCAGUGCUGAACAAGCUAUCAUUGUGACUCAGUUGCGUAAACCAACAAUCCCAAAGCUGAUGGUAGUGUUGUACACCAGUAAAGACUGUCAAUACUACAGAGGAUAGAGCAAUAAUGGAAACUGGUGAGCUUAAUGAAAGAAACAGAGGAUAUUACAUGGGCGCGCGGAGAUACGAAAUUUAUCUUCGAGUGUUGAAAAGAUCUCUCACGAUUGAGCCCAGCGAACGAGUGAGAGGAAUGCAAGUAGUAUUUCCCAUAUACAGGCUUCACCAUGACCCUGAAGCCUGGCCUGAACCUGAAAAUUUUGACCCUGAGCGAUUCCGUGGCCCUGCAAAGGMAUCCAGACACCCAUUCCAGUUCUUGCCAUUUGGUGAAGGGCCUCGAAACUGUAUCGGUAAGCGAUUUGCUCAGCUGGAAGUCAAGAUCACCUUGGUAAACAUCUUGACAAAGUACAGGUUUGUGCGUUGUCCUGAGACACAGGUUCCACUCAAGAUGAUACCAGGUUUCACGCUGAUUCCGAAAGAUGGCGUCUUCUUGAGGAUUGAGUCCUGUACUAACACUUAAUCUGUACAGACARUACCCUAAUAUACACAUGUAAGAUCGCAAAGUCUGAUUUAAUGAAUGGGUAGGUUAGGUUAUAUAUUGGUUAUUUUUUCAAAACGUUUUUCGAAAACAAUGUCUCUACCGCCAAUACCAAUUUUGCAAUGUUUUUUUUUCCACUUUUAUGCCUUAACAAGAAUUUUUUGCUGCCAAAUAUAAUAAUUAAAUUGAAACAAUCUGAUUCUAGUUAAUUAGUCUAAUUAUUGUUAUAUUAAUACUUAAUAAUAUGCUAGACUA